AUGCCAACAGUAAUCCGCCCUUUAAGUAUAGUCGAACGACUUUAUAUUAUGCGCCAAAAUGUUCUACAUAAUCAUAAUCUCGCAUUCGUAAUAAAAUUUAGAUGGGAUGAAUUCUACAAUAUGAACUCAAAUAGAAACUUUCAUAUUUCCGAUUCUACCAAACCUUCUUUAUACCCUAAUAUAAAAAACUUGAACACUGAAUCAAAAAGAUUGAUUUUACAAAUUCUUUAUCCUACUCUCCAAACUCUUCUCACAAAACUUCCAUCAUUAUCUGUCUCCAUUAGAGAUGCGAAAUCAUCUAAUCCAUUAUUCUUACAACUUGAUGAAUUAUAUUUAACAAGUCUCAUCAAAUUUGUUCCUAUUUCUUCCGAAGGUGAUUUGGAAAAACUUAUAGAGAGACAACAUGAUUUAAAAUUCAGCAUAGAUGAUGAGACGAAACCACUUUGGAGAAUUGUGGUCGGCAUCACCAAUCUUCAAAAAUCAACUGAAAGACCGGAAUAUGAUUUUU
Messenger RNA from Racocetra persica, 508 nucleotides. NCBI's taxonomy places the organism in Eukaryota, Fungi, Glomeromycota, Glomeromycetes, Diversisporales, Gigasporaceae. The record is from the annotation of a GenBank genome assembly.